AUGCUGCCUUGCCCAAGCGAAGGCACAACCCGUGAUCUUCAAGGGGCGUGGUUUGGUGCAGCUACAGAUUGUUGUUCAGAUCACAAUCCUUCAAGUGUUUACUCCGACGAUGGGCAGGCGCAGAAUCCCGAAACCAACUUUUUGGAUGAAAAAAGCGGUUGUGCUGGUGGAAGCGCGUGGGCAAAACUAACAUCGGUUAUCCCAGAAUUCAAUGAAGGCAAUGAAGAACUCCCUGAGCUUCCCGCAUGUGUAGAGAAGCUCGGGCUGAGUCCCCUUGAGCAAAAGGUCUUUUCCUGGAUGAGGGAGCAAGAAGAAAAACCAUGGAGUUGUGAAAUUUCCACCUUACUUCCCGAGGGUGCAUCGCCUGUGGGGGAGCAAGUGGAGCAGGAUAGGGCUAAAGGCGGUAUACUAUUCGGUAUCGGCAGUGAUAAGCUGAUGGCACCCCUGCGUGCGCUGCGUGAGGUCGAUCAUCAGAGAAGCCACUCUACACUGGAAACCACCGUUUGCAUCGAUGGUGGUCCAAUGCUUGUGUUGUGUAAGAAACGCCACGUACGGCGGUUAAUGGAGAUUCUGCAUCAUGAUGGCGCCCACUCACUUUCCCGGGUUUUGGCUUACACCGGCCGAGGAAACGUUCACUUGACACCGACCCAGAUAGGUUCGGAUUAUGAUUAUGUACUCUCAACGUACAGUACACUUCGGCGUGAGCCUGAUCCGAGGUCCGAACUCCCAGGGAAACUGUACCUGGUCCACUGGAGGCGUGUUGUGCUUUUCGAGCCGUACUUCUUGUGUGACUUCACUCGCACUGAGAGCUACUUGUGCACUGAGUUGCAGGCAGACGCUCGGUGGAUCUUCUGUGGAGAACGGUUUGUAAUGCAAACACAUAAACUCUACGGGUUUGUUCGUUUCUUGAACGAGCCGUCGUUAAAGUCAUGGGUAUUUUGGAGUGAACGAGUGGCGGACAAGAAGGGAGUGGAUCGUUCGGUUUUCGAUUCUGAUAAAAACACGGAGCUGAAACGAGUGCUCUCUACAAUGUGUCGUCAGACCCGGCGGGCAUGCCUAAUAAGGGAGGGUGGCCGAGGCGCCAACAGUAUGAAUGUGAUUAAAGUCAACCUAACGGAGGAGGAGAAGGAGUUCUACAACGCUACAUUUGACAGGGCGGUGAGUAGUGUCUCCUCUUCAACUGAUCAGCAAACGUCGUGCCUCCCGGUACUCGAAAUCAUCAACUUGUGCCGUCUCAUUACCCUUCAUUUGUAUGUUGGUCGGGAGACUUUUCAACGGAUGAGCCCCCCGCCCCUCACUCCAGAAGAACGCGAGGAGCAGCUAACGUCAUUUUUCGACCUGCUUGCCAACGACGGAUUGCGCGAGCGUGCAUUCACCACAGAACUGAGGAAUAAGUUACGAAGUGGAGUUCUUGACGAAGAAUGUGGCAUUUGUUUUUUGAGGAUUAACACGCCUGGAAUCCUUAACUGUGCGCACUAUUUUUGCGUGGGAUGCAUUGACAAAAUCAAGAAAAGCGGUCGCCCAUACUGCCCCAAUUGCAGAACUGUGCUAAAUCAUCGGACUGUCGUUCCACCCGGGUUGCUCAAGUGCCCUGAGGACGAACCUGUACCGAGUGACUUUUCCCAGUGGGGUCCGAGCUCCAAGGCCGAGGUACUUGUCGAGAACUUGAAGAAACUCUCUGGCGACCACAGGGCGAUUGUAUUUGGUUGUUCAAGUCAAUUCUUUCAAUAUUUGCAAUGGUACCUGCGGCAACAUGGGAUGGAUACUUACACUUUUGGCAGCUGCAAGGGACUGCAAGAAGUGAAAAGAGUACAACAAUGGUUGGACAGCGGUGCCCAAGGGGCGAGUGCGGAGAGGAAUGAUGAAAGCAAGCAUCUACCUCGUGUUCUGCUCGUCCUAUUAACCGACUGCGACGAAGACGUGCGCUUCAAGGGUAUAACCCACUGCUUCUUCAUGCACGCGACGUGGUGUCCCAUUAUCGAGCAUCAUGCUCUUCAAUGCAUUGAACAUUGUGACGAGGAGAAAGAGUUGGAGGUGGUGAAGAUUUUAGCAAAUGUUGGGUUAGAACAGACAAUUGAUGAACUGUGCCAGAGGAAGCGGAGUGACGGUUCCGAUGAUUAUAUUACCUCAGCCGAGGUGUUUGAGGUGUUUAACGAAACUGCCAACGUCAAUGAUUUCAUGGUUCGUACCACCACACAGGUUCCGCAAAACGAAGAGGGCGAGAACAACGAAGAGGGCGAGAACAACGAAGAGGGCUACGAGAGUGACGAAGAGUACGAGGGCGACGAAGAGGAUGGUGAUAAUCAGUGA
This is a messenger RNA of Trypanosoma brucei brucei TREU927, 2310 nucleotides long. RefSeq lists its product as hypothetical. The record is from RefSeq and is a predicted model, not a curated record. The coding region runs from base 1 to 2310 and encodes 769 amino acids. Lineage: Eukaryota; Euglenozoa; Kinetoplastea; Trypanosomatida; Trypanosomatidae. The transcript has a single exon. Gene Ontology annotation, molecular function: metal ion binding; ATP-dependent chromatin remodeler activity; ATP binding.